AUGUUGUCGCGCUCGCCUGUGAAUAAAAAAAACAAGUUAUGUUCGUCGCCUAAAAAAUAUUAUAAAAACGAUAUUAAAAAUGAAAAUAUUUCAUGUAAGGAAGAAAAGAAUGGUGAUAAAAAAUGGGAAGACAGCAACUCCAUAUUGUGUAAAUCAAAAAAUAAAGAGAAAAAUAUGAUGUUAAAAAAUAUUAUAAUAUCAAAAAAUUCAAUUAAAAAUAAAAUAUGUAAGAGCAAAACUUGUAUAGUAAAAAAAGAAAUGAACAGUAAAUUUGCUAGUUUGAAAAAGAAUAAAAGAAAAAUUAAUUUAAAUAAAUCAUCUAUUUUAUCUAUUAAAUCAAAAAUAACUAAAAUUAGUUCUUUACUAAAAAAAAAUGAAAAUAAAGUUAAUAUGAUAAAUGAGGAGCAUACAAAAAAUAAGAAUCAUCUUAGUCGUAAUAAAAUAGUUAACUCUUAUAAACUCUUAUAUGACAUAGAAAGCAUUAGAAAAAAUAAAAAGGAUAUAAUCUUAAUAAAAAAAGCAAAUAAUUCAAAGGAAAGAAAUAGUGUUUUAAUCAAGAGUAUCAUACACAAAUAUUACAGCGAAGGUAAAGACAUAAAGAAAAAAUAUAUAAAUGAUCAUAUUGGAAAUAAUAAUAAUAAUGAUGAUGGUGAUGAUGGUGAUGAUGAUGAUGGUGAUGAUGAUGAUGGUGAUGAUGAUGAUGGUGAUGAUGAUGAUGGUGAUGAUGGUGAUUGUAGUGAUAAUAAUCAUAAUAAUCAUAAUAAUGAUUGUAAUAAUAAUCAUUGUAAUAAUAAUCUCAAUAACAAUUUUAAUAAUAAUCACCAUAAUGAUUGUAGCUAUAAUCAUAACUAUGUAUACUAUUACCCUUUCAAGAGACACACGUCAUAUAAUUCUCUACCUUGUAAUAUCAAAGAACAAGAAACAAAAGAAAAUGAAGAUCAGUUCGAUUCACAUAAUAUUCAAAAAUAUAACAUACACAAAAAAUAUACUAGCCUUACUCGUAGUAAUGAACCUUAUAAAAAUAACAGAAUGAUAAAAAAAUGUAACUCUCUCGUAUUACCCACGUUAAAUAAUAAAAAUGAAAUACAUAAAAAUGAAAUACAUAAAAAUGAUUGUUCUAAUGAUUUACAGAUAUAUAACCAUUUAUAUAAUUCUUAUGAUAAACAUAUAAAAUUAUGUAAUUUAAAUGAAGAUAAUAAUUUAUCUUCACAUAUAGAAGACAUUAAAAGAACUAAAGAAAACAUUUCAAAUAAUUAUAUAACCUAUAAAAAAUAUGUAUUACAAAAAGGUUUUGAUAGGAUAUCUCACAAUGAAGAAGUGAAGAAUGAUAAAAAUUAUAUAAUGAAUCUUAAUAAUUAUAGUAAGGAAUAUCAUAACAAUAUAACAAAUGAAGGGGCUGUCACUAAUUUUUCUUUUAAUGUUGCUACUAUGGAGAAUGAAAAAAGUGUAAGCAAAAAUAUGGGGCAUACAACAAAUGGUAUGAAUGAUAUGAAUGAUAUGUCUAAUAUAAAUGAUAUAUAUAAUAUGUCAAAUAUAAAUAAUGGGAAUACUUAUUAUCAUACUACAGAUACACAAAAGAUCCAAAAAAACAAACUUUAUCAUGAUCAAGAAGUAGAAGAAGAAGAUAUUAUUAAUAAUGACAGAAACCAUGAUGAUUUAGAAGACUCACUUUCUCAUUUAUCAGAUUCUUUUAAUUUAGAAUAUUUACCAGCGAUACCAGAUGAUAUAAACUUAAUAAGCAGUAAUGAUAAUUUCUUUAGUGUAUAUGGUAAAUCUAUAAAAUCCUCAUCUUUUUCAAAUGAUAUACAUAAGGAUCAAAAUAAAGAUCCAUACUGUCAAGAUAAUAUAAAACAAUAUAAUGAAGAACAUAUAUAUGAAUCCUUAAGAAGUAAAGAUAGUCAAGAUAUACAAAAUAGUAACAACAUUGGUUUAUAUAAAUCUAAAUAUUAUGACGAUGAUGAUGAUGAUUUAAUAAUCAGUAUGUUUCAUGAUGAUCAGGAGAAUCAAAAUAUAAAAGAAGAUAAACAUUCUAAUGAUCAUUCUGAAGAGACAUUGAAUGAAAAUAUAAGAAAUAUGGAUAUUAUAGAAACAAAAAUGAAUAACAUUAAUAAAUUGCAAGGGGUAGUAAAAGAUUUAGAUAAUAUAAAUAAUAUGAAAAGGUUUUAUAGUAUGGAUCAUAAAACAAAUAAAAAAUUGAAUCUAUCAGAUUAUUGCGAGAAUGAUGAAAAUGUAAGUAAGGAAAUGAAAAUGGAAGAAGGAAAUAUGAACAAUACAAAUAGUACAAACAAUAUUAAAAAUAUUAAAAAUAUUAAAAAUAUUAGCAAUAUUAAAAAUAUUAACAAUAUUAAUAAUAUGAAUGAUUCAGAUAUUUAUUAUGAUGAUGAAAAAAAUAAUGACCUUUUAUAUAACGUUAAAGAAACAUAUACGCAGAAAUCUGAAAAAUACACAUCAGAUGUAGAAAAAAAAAAAAAAAAUACAAAAAAUAAUAUCAGAAGAGGCCUUUACUUAGCCUCUAAAAUUUUAAAAGAAAUACAUGAAGAAAAACAAAAAAAAAAGAAAAGAAAAAAAAAAGAAAAUUUAUAUAAUUAUCUUGAUAAAAAUAAAUAUGAUAAUAAUUAUAUUCAUAACGAAACAUAUAAUAAUACAUAUUCAAAUACAAUUCCAGAAUUAUAUGAAAUUAACAAAAAUAAAAAUAUAUUAUCUUCAUCUUAUGAUGAUUUUUAUUUAAACUUUAAAAAAAAAGAAAACAAUAUAAAUAAAAAUUAUAAUAUUUCUUGUGAUACGAAGUAUGAGAAUAGUGAUAUAAUGCCUAGUCAUAUAAAUAAAAAUUGUGUGAAUAAAAAUUGUGAGGAUAAAAAUCAUGUGGAUAAAAAUUAUGUAGAUAAUGAAUUUUUGAACUUGUCAGGCAACAAUAAUAUUCUUGAAUAUUCUUUAAAUUCUUUAAAAGGAUAUAAUUAUAAUCAUAAUUAUAAUUAUGAUGAUGAUGAUGAUAGUUCAAUAAUACAUGUAGACAGUAUGGAUGAUUUAAAAAUGUCUUAUGAGAGCGUACGUUUGUUAAAUAAUUAUAGUUAUUCUUUAGAUAAUUCAAAAUAUAUUGAUUUACAUAAUGCACAAAAAAUAUAUAAAAGAUUAGAUAAACAAAAUGAUAAUAAUAUAAAUGAAGAGGAGAGAGAAAGAAGUAUCUCUUUAAAUGAAGAAAAGGAAAAAGGAAAUAAACAGAAUUAUAAUAUUUCAGAAGAACAAAAAGAUAAUACUAUUAUUUUUGAUAUAAAUGAUGACACAACAACGAAAAAUAUUAAUAUUAAUAAUAUUAAUAUUAAUAAUAAUAUUAAUAAUAAUAGUAAUAAUGAUGAUGAUAAUAUAAAAAAACAAGGUGACUAUGAUAAAUAUUCAAAUGAACAUAUAGAAAAGGAGAACAACUUUAAUAUUAAAUAUUUAUAUUCUUCAUCUUCUAUAUAUAGUAAUACAUCAGAAUGUAAUAACAAAAAUUAUAUGAAAGAAAAAAAUAAUAUUCAUCUUUUGAAUAAGUCUAUUAAUGAUGAUUAUUAUGUAGAUUAUUUACCAUAUGAUUUUAAUAAGAUUAUUAUUAAAAAAAAUAAUAAUAGUAUAAAAGAAAAAAAGGAAAAUAUAAACAAUAAAAAUAAGAGUAACAAAAGUAUAUGUAAAAAUCAAAAUAUAUAUAUAAACUUUUCAGAUGGUGAUAUACAAAUAAAUAAAAAUAAAAAACAUAGAGAAAAGGAAUUUUAUAAAAAGUAUAAACAAAAUAAUAUAAAAAAAAAAAGUAAUAGUAAUAAAAAAUCUAAAAUAAAGAAAGAAAAUGAUAUAUCUAAUGUAACCAAAGAUAUUAAAAAUAUUGUAAAUACUAAAUGUGAAAUAAUGGAAAAAAAUGAUUAUUCUAAAAAAAUUAAUAAUAAUAUAUAUUCUAAUGGAAAUGGUUAUGUGAAUAAAAUGAGCAAUAUAAAUGAGGAAAAUAAAGAUAUAUCUAAUGAUGAAAAGGAAGAGAAAUCUAAUGAUGAAAAGGAAGAGAAAUCUGAUGAUGAAAAGGAAGAUAAAUCUGAUGAUGAAAAGGAAGAUAAAUCUGAUGAUGAAAAAGAAGAGAAAGAAUAUAAGAUAAUGCAUAAUGUGGAGGAUAAUAAAAAUAAGGAUCAUCUUUUAAAUGAUAAUAAUGCUAAUUUAACAGAUGAACCUAUAGACGAAAAAGAUAUUUAUUAUGAUAAUCCAAACAGAAUAGAUAAUAAGAAUAUUGUAAAAAAUCGUAUGAGUAAUUCAAUGAAUAAUAUGUAUGAUUUAAAAGAUAAAAAUUAUUAUAAGGAUGAAAAUGUUUUAGAUAAUGAUAUGCUUAAAGAUUUAAGACAUGUGUCCUUUGAAAAUAUUAAUUUUAAAGAUAAAAAAAAAAUAUAUUUGAAUGAGAACAUUCUAAAGAAAAAAAAAAAAAAAAAAAAAAAUUUAGAUGAUACUUAUAAUAAUAAUUUAUUAAAAAAUAAAAGUUCUGAACAAAAUAAUAAUAUUCCUAAAAAUAUAUCAACUAAAGAAUUUAAAAUUACAUAUGAACAUGUUGAAAAUGAAAACGAAAUUUGUAUAUCUAAUAGUAAUUCUACAUUAUGUGAAGAAAUAAAUAAACAAAAUAAAUUAUCUCUCGAUAAUUCUAUUAAAAAUGAUACAAAGAAAAUAGAAGAGCUCUUGAAAAAUAUUUUAUAUACACUAAAAAAUGAAAAACGAGAAAAAAAUAUAAUAAAUAAAUUAAAUAAUAAUAAUAAUAUUCAAGAUGAUCAUAAUAUUCUUUGUGAUAGUAAAAAUAUUUAUUAUCAUGAUGUUGUGUCCAAUUUAAAUAUAUUACAUAAUCAAGACAUAAAUGAAAACGUAUAUAAUAUAGAAUCUCAAGAAUUUAUAGAAGAAAAAGAUAUCUCCAUGUUGAAUAGAAAAAAUUCUGAUGAUAUUCAAGAAGAAAUAAAAAAGGAUGAUAUGUCUAAUAAAUUUGCUAUUUUGGAAUAUAUAAGACACUGUAUAGAAAUUUUAAAAGAAGAAAGGGAUAAUUUAAAAGAAGAAAGGGAUAAUUUAAAAGAAGAAAGAGAUAAUAUAAAACAAGAAAGAGAUGAUAUAAAAGAAGAAAGGGAUAAUUUAAAAGAAGAAAGAGAUAAUAUAAAACAAGAAAGAGAUGAUAUAAAAGAAGAAAGAGAUAAUAUAAAAAAAGAAAGUGAUAAUAUAAAACAAGAACGUGAUAAUAUAAAACAAGAAAGAGAUGAUAUACAAAAUGAAUAUGAUAAUAUAAAAAAAGAAAGUGAUAAUAUAAAACAAGAAAGUGAUAUUUUAAAACAAGAAAGUGAUAUUUUAAAACAAGAAAGUGAUAUUUUAAAACAAGAAAGUGAUAUUUUAAAACAAGAAAGUGAUAUUUUAAAACAAGAAAGUGAUAUUUUAAAACAAGAAAGAGAUGAUAUAAAAAAACAAAAUAACACAUUAACAAAUAAAUGUAAUGAACUACAAAAUAAAUUUUAUAAUAACAUGAUAGAUCUUCAAAAUAUAACAGAGAAAUAUGAUAAUCUACAAAAUAAAUAUAAUAUAUUAAACGAACUAAAUAAUUCAUUACAAGAUAAAAAUGAAGAAUUAAAAAAAUAUCAUGAACAAGUCAUACAAGAAAGAGAUCAACUAAUAAAAGAAAAAGAAAGUAAUAAACAAGAAAUAGAAUAUUUAAAAAAUAAUGUAGAGGUCCUUAAUAUAGAUAAAUCAAAUUAUAUUAUCGAACAAAAUGAUAAUAUAAAUAAAAUAAAAAUAUUAAAUGAGGAAAAAAAAAAAUUAGAAGAAGAAAAAAAUAUAUUAAAUGAAGAGAAAAAUAUAUUAAAUAAAGAAAAAAAUAUAUUAAAUGAAGAAAAAAAUAUAUUAGAAGAAGAAAAAAAUAUAUUAAAUGAAGAAAAAAAUAUAUUAAAUGAAAAAAUAAAUAAAAAAAAUGAUAUUCUCAUACAUAAGGAAGAAAAUAUAUUAUAUGAAAAAAAUAAAAGACAAGAAGAAAUAAAAGAAAAGGAAAAAUUACAAAAUGAAUUGUAUAUAAUUAAAAAAGAAUACGAUGAAUUAUUAAAUAAAUAUAAUGAGAAUAUAAAUGAAGAAAUAAAUAAUAUGAAAAAUAUUCUAAUUAAAAAAGAAGAAGAGAUAAAAGAAAUUAAACAAAAUAAAAUUAUAUUAAAAAAGGAUAUAGAUAUGUAUGUAAAUAAUAUACAUAUGUUAGAAAUUGAAAUGAAUAAAAUAAAAGAAGAAAAUGAUUUAAUAAAAAUAAAGAAUCUUGAAUUAUUAGAAAAAGAAAAUAUAAAUAAUUUAUAUCUAAGUAAGGAUCAUAAUGAAGAUAUAGAAAUGACAAGCAGCACAAAUAAAACACAAACAUGUUAUAAUGAUAAUAUGAAUGAAUAUUUAUAUUUAAAUGUUAAUAAAAAUAUAUUAAAAAAUAUUUUUGAUAAUAAUACAAACAUGUUUAAUGACAGUUGGAAUGUUUUUAUGGAAAAUAAAAAUGAUAAGUUAAUAAGCAUACAAGAGAAUCAUAAUAUGAAUGAAAAUAAAAAUGAAAAUAAAAAUGAUAUUGUCAAUACUUAUAAUGAUAAUAAUAAUAAUAAUAAUAAUAAUAAAUGUGAAUUAAAAAAUGAAUUAAAUUGUAAUUUUUUAUGGACACAUUAUGAAAAAAUAUUAAAAGAUAUAAAUCAUAUAAGUAUAGAUAAACUAAAAAUACAAUAUAAAGAUUUAUUAAAAGAAUAUAUAUUUUUAGAGCUCUUAGUUAUAGAAUAUGAAAAAAAUAAUGUAGCAUUACAUGAAACUAAUAAAGAAAGAAAUAAAGAAAUAAAAGAGAUGAUUAAUUAUAAAAAUAUGUAUUUAGAAUUAGAAAAAUCAAAUCAAGAGUUAUAUGAUAAAUUGAAUGAAAUAAAUAAUGUCUUACAUAUUCGAGAUCAUAAUAAUGAAGAUAAUAAUAAUAAUAAUAAUAAUACAAAGAAGGACAUUGAUAAUGAUGAUGAUAAUAAAAAUAAAAUAUGUAAUAGAAAAAGCUCAUCUAUAUACAUAGAAAUAUUAAACAAAACAUAUAAUAUAACAAAAAAUAUUGAUAUUAUAAAUGAAGAAAUAUUUAAUAUGAAAGAACAAAAAAAUGACAACAAUAUAAAACUUUCUAAUAUUUUAAUAUAUUUAAAUAUUAUAUCUACAGAUAUUAUGUUCAUACAUACAAAUAUAUCAUAUAUAAAUGAAUAUAUAACGAAUAGCACUAUAUAUCUCGAUAUACAUCAUUUAAAAAACACUCUUCUUUUUAAUAUGUCUACAAAAGAAAAUAUAAAUAUGAAUAUAUCAUCAACAUUGUGUAAAGACACAAAUGAAAUAAAAAGGUAUGAUAAUAAGAUAAAAAGAGGUAAUAAUAAUAUAUAUAUGGGUGGUAUAGAUGACAUGCAUCAUAUAGAUGAUGAUCUUAAAAUGUGUGAUGAAGAACUAGUUAAGGAGAAAGAAUUGAUUAAUAUCAAAAAUAAAAAUAUAAAUCCAAAUAAUGAUGUAAAUAAUAAUAAUGCAGAAUACAAUUAUAAUGAUAAUAUUAAAAAUGAAAAUAUUCCAUUUACUGAUAUAGAAAUAAAAAACAAAAGAGAUAAUAUAACAAACAAUAUUAUAAACAAAUCAUAUGAUGAUCAUAUAGAAGAUGUAUUAACCUUUUUUGAAGUAUCCUUUUCUAGUGACCUUUUCUUAUUAUUAUGUCACAUGUGUAAAGCAAUAAACGAAAUUAACUGCUCUUUAAGAAAAAAUGAUAUAAAUUCUUGUAACAACAAUUUAAUAUAUAUUAAGAAUGUAUUACAUGAUAUAAAUAAUUUUUAUAAUAAUGAAGAGAAUAUAUCAUUUUUAGAUGUAUAUGUACAUUUAUUUGAUAUUUUUAAAAAGUCUGUAGAUAAAAUGUUGAAUAUUAUGCAAGCAGAAAAAGAUUCAGAUAAGAUAUAUAAAAUGUUUGUGGAAGUUUAUUAUAUGAAAAAAAUUAUACGAUUUAUAAUAUUUUCUUUUUUUAAAUUUCACAAUAUAUAUUCAAUAUUUCAUAUUAAUAAAUUAGAUGAUGCAUCUAACUGUGUAGGACCUACUACAUGUAAGGAUGAUGAAAAGAAAGUGAAAAAUUAUGAUAAAGACAAAAAUAUAAACAUGGGGAGGGAAAAAAAAAAAAUGGGAAAAAAUAUACAUAUGAAUGAUAAUAAAAUUAUAAUCAAUUCUGAUAUAUCACAUGUGUGUAAUGCAAUAAAUAAAUAUUAUUACAAUUAUUUGGAUGAAUAUCAUACAAGUGAUGAAAGAGAAAGAAAUGUAUAUUAUAAUCAUAUGAAUAAAAAAAAAAAGAAAAAAGAAAAACAUAAUGAUAUAAACAGAAAGGACAAAAGAGAUAUAAAUGAAAAGGAGGGAGAUAAUAUAUUAUACUCUUUGAUGUUGAAAAUAUUAGAAUAUAAUUAUAAUUCACACAUAAUACCCAAUAUUAUUUGUACUUAUGAAGAUAAGAAAACCAUAUUAAAUAAUGAUAAUAAAAUCUUGUUAUUUGAUGAAAAAAUAAAUUAUGCUAAAUAUGUUUUUAAAAUAAUUUAUGAACAUAUGGAAUUAGGAAAUUUUAUUAUAAAUAGUAAUGAGUUUUUAAAUACAUUUGAAGAAAAAAGUUUAAAGAAUUAUCUAUACAAUAAUAUAUUUUUUAAAAAGAAUUAUAAUAUAAAUAUUGAUAUAAUACAUCAAUAUUUAAGUAUGUUAUUUAAACAAAAUAUAGGUAUAAAUUAUGAAUAUUAUUAUGAACAAUUUUUAUUAAUAUUAAAUAAAAUGAUAUUAAAUAUUUCAUCAAAUAAUAAUAUUCAUCAUUUAAAUACAACUAGUUGUGAAAAUAUUUUCUUCUUUGACAAUUUAAAUAUAGAAGAAAAUUAUAUAAAUGAAUGUGUACAUGCAACAUCACUUACAGAUUUACAGCACAAAAAUAAAAAUAAAAGUAUUAAUAGUAUAAAUAAAAAUAAAAUUCAUCAUAAUAAUAAUAAUAUUAGUCAUAAUAAUAAUAUUAGUCAUAAUAAUAAUGCUACACAAUUAAGAUCCUUAUCAUUUAAUACAACCACAUCCAAUAAAACCUUUACAACUAUUAAACAUGAAAAUCCAAUUAAUCAUAAUACAAACUAUAUAAUAAAUUACCCAUUGUUAGAUAUAGAUAAUAAAUAUAUGAGUGUAUUAUUUCAUAUGUGGCAAAAAAUGGAAUUAAACUUUUUUUCUAAGCAAUAUUAUUAUCAAAGUAAUAAAUAUAAAGAAACAAAAAAUAAUUUAUCUAAAUCGUGUACUUAUAAUAUAAAUAAUAAAAGAUUACAAAAAAAUAUAUGGGGUACCAUCAAUAUGAAGGAUUCUACAACAAAAAAGAAAAUGUAUCACGUUGAUGAUAUCGAUUCACAAAAUGAAAAAAAAUAUAACAUGAAUAAAGAUACAAAUAAUAAUCAAAAUGAUUUGUAUGAUAAUAUUAUUAAUCAUGAUGUUUCUAAUAAUGAUUGUUUUAAUAAUUUUAAUUUUGAUAACAAAUUGAAUGAACAGAACAAUGCAGAAGAAAAAAAAAAAAAAAAAAAAAAAAGUAUAAAAUAUUUAAACAAAUUUUCAUCUUUAAAUAAAAUGAAUACACUUAAUUAUGAAACUGAUAUUACUUCUAAUGAUUAUUCAAUUGAUACAUAUUUAAAACAUAUGGUUUUUGAUAUAUUUAAAUGUAAUAAUGAAAAAAAAGAAAUAGGAAUUGAUGAUUUUAUUUUUGUUUUUAAACAAUUACAUAUAAAUAUUAAAAAAAAUGUAAUUAAUACAAUAUGGUGUAUAUUAACAUCCAAACAAAAUUUAAACAAUGCAUUAAAAGAAAAAAUAACAAUCGCAACAUUUAUUAAAAAAGCAUAUACAACAAAUCCAUCACUCAUUUUUUUUGAAUACUGUAAAACUAAAGUACAAUUAAAAGAAGCCAACAAAAAUAUUAAACUGUUACAAAAAUAUAAUAAAAAAAUGUUACUCCUUGUAACAAAUUGA
Plasmodium adleri (nom. inval.) is the source of this 10002-nucleotide messenger RNA. Its product is annotated as conserved Plasmodium protein, unknown function. The transcript has a single exon. Lineage: Eukaryota; Apicomplexa; Aconoidasida; Haemosporida; Plasmodiidae. The coding region runs from base 1 to 10002 and encodes 3333 amino acids. The record is from RefSeq and is a predicted model, not a curated record.